GCCGUGAUAAGACAGAAAUAGACUCUUAUCCUGUGGAUCCUAUAAUACCAGUAAUAUAAGGAACAACAGCAUCAUAGUCAAGUUGACUGCAGUAUUGUGGCUCAUCUGAAAGGCACAAUGUGGCAGGUAAUCCUCAUCCUUCUGUGCAUCAGCAUCCUUCCAACCCAGACCAUAAUCUGCCCCAGCAGUUGCAUGUGCAACGAGAAAGGAGCUGUCAAGUGUGUUGGCAACAUCACAGAUGUGCCUAAGACCAUGCCUAACAGCACAUACCUUCUCCAACUUAACGACACAAACGUGAGGGUCCUGAAUGAGCAAAGCCUCGCCAACCUGCCAUUAAUGCUGCGCUUCAGCGUUAGCUUCAGCUCCCUGAGCGCUGUCCAUCCCAGGGCUUUCUACGUGGCCCCCCAGCUCCUGUCGGUCAAGCUGUCCUUCAACAACCUCACAAGCCUCCCGCCCAGGGUUUUCAGCCCCCUGGUCUCCCUGGAGCAGCUUCAUCUAGAUGGAAACCAUCUGGAAUCCAUUCCCUCCGUGAUGUUUGAAGGUCUAGCCAGACUUAUAGAGCUUGAAAUGAGUCGGAAUGCCAUUGUCCAUCUGGCACCAGAUGUCUUCAGCAGCCUGAGCAGCUUGCGCUUCCUCAAUUUGGGGAAGAACUACAUACGAGAGCUGCCACCCACCGUCUUCCACUCACUGACGCGACUGCAGUUCCUUAUCCUCUAUAACAACCAGUUGGAGAGAAUAGAGUCUGGAGCCUUUGACGAGCUUGCCAACCUCUUGGAGCUCAAACUCCACCACAACCAGAUUGCCAGCCUCCCCUCAGAGGUGUUCUGGGCCCUGGGUAACCUCAGAAUGCUUACCCUAUCCUCUAACAGGCUUCAGGGUGUCCCAGAGAAGACCUUCUAUUACAUGCCCAAGCUCACCAAACUCACCCUCUACAGUAAUCCUCUACAGUCGCUGCCUGACCAGCUGAUGGGACAGAUGCCCUUGAUAAGUGACCUUUACCUGUAUGGCACCAACCUCACUGUUGUCCCCUGGAACCUCUUUGCCAACAUGAGUGGUCUGCAAAAGCUCUCCCUCCACCUCAAUGACAAAUUGAGGGAGUUGCCUCAAGACCUGUUUUGUUGUCAGCCGAAGCUCCAGAGACUCUCUCUAAAAGCGAAUGACCUUCAGGUCUUAGACGGUGACCUGUUCUUCAAUCUCACCAACUUGAACGUCCUACUGCUGAAUGACAACAAGCUCCGCUCCAUCCCUAAGAACAUCUUCAGACGUCUUUCCAAUCUGAAUAGCAUAGAGAUCAACAAUAACCAUCUUAACACCCUUUCAGAUGAGGUUUUCUCCUCCAAUGUGGGUUUGAGGGCUGUGACUUUGGGUGGGAACCCAUGGGACUGUACUUGCAGCAUCAGAGAUAUUGUGGGUUGGAUCAGACGCCAUGAAGGUGUGGUCAGUGAUAGGGAGGGCGUGAAAUGUUACAGUCCCCAGCAUCUAGAGCUCCGUAAAUUGUAUUCAUUACAAGAUGAGGAGUUCUCAGUGUGUGACACCACGCCAUCAAGCUAUCUACCUACAACCCCUCCCAUAGAAAUAUAUGUGUCCCCUUCAAACCCAUCUUCAACCCUUUCAUCCUCUAUCCCCUUUAGAACCACUACUUCGAUCAUCACAGUAUCACCAACAACAGCCUCACAAACGAGCCCAGACAUUGUGCUUUUUGAGUCUGACAACCCAUUCCAGCUUUUCACCGAAGCUCUCCCACCCCCGCAAGGUGACUCUUAUUUCCUCUCUUUCCCUCCUUUCUACGACCGUCUGGUGGUCGAGCAGGGGCAAAAGUUUAUCCACAACAAUCGCAUGAAGAGCUGGGUAUAUAUCUGGAGCCUGUCUUCUGAUAGUGCCUCAGCUGGUUUAAUUAUGGCCCUUCACAUCCUGUUAGUAGCAGCAGGCGUUACUUUGAUCUUGGCAACCAUAUAUGGGAUGUAUCGCCUCCAACAGUCCAUCAAUGAUUUCUGGGAGGUGGCAUCAGGAAACAUGUUAUCCAACCAGAAGCAAAAGAGGACAGAUAGACUGUAAUUUCGACAUGCGUUUCAUUGUCACCAAUUCUUAUACACUUUUUUGGGGGAAGGCAUUUAAGCACAAACUGUUGUUUACAUUUUACAUUAAAAAUAUUAAGUAUAUGGGUUUGGCUAACAGACAUAUUUCAAGCAAAAGAAAUGUCACAAGUUAGUUUUCUUAUUUGUUAUACAGUAGUUAUGUAUCGAUAAUCAAAAUCAUUUACAAGCUGUAAUUAUUAGUAGCUAUUGGUGAGGUCCAGGAAGUCCUCUAAAUUGGACAAAAUAAAAGAAUUAUAAACGACAGCAUGGUUAUGAGCAAAAAAACAAUGUCCAUAAUGGGAUGAAUUGUUGGGUCUCAGGAGAAUAUGGUGUGAAAUUAUUUCAGAGAAAAGGGCACUCAGUGUUGUUUUGUCUACUCUUAGUGGUGUACAGUUUAAUCUACAGUAGCAGAAAUUGCUUUCCUGUGAGACAAAACUAAACAGCAUUCCAAACAUUCCCUCACGUGUUGACAUCCUUUUGCAGGGUAGAUAGCAGUAUACAUGUAGCCUUGAUAGAAAAGCUGAAUCUGUUACUUUCUUGUGAACUUUCAUGGACCAGUAGGAAGAUUGUUCUAUCUGAAUA
This is a messenger RNA of Osmerus eperlanus (European smelt), 2657 nucleotides long. Its product is annotated as platelet glycoprotein V. Gene Ontology annotation, molecular function: protein binding. The transcript is spliced from 2 exons. The record is from RefSeq and is a predicted model, not a curated record. NCBI's taxonomy places the organism in Eukaryota, Metazoa, Chordata, Actinopteri, Osmeriformes, Osmeridae. Gene Ontology annotation, cellular component: extracellular matrix. Bases 118 to 2055 code for a protein of 645 amino acids.